UCCCGCCCCUUGCAGCGCAGCGGGCUGCGGCUGCCUGAGACCCUGGCCUUGGGGCAGAGAGUCCCCGAGGCUGUGGCUGUCUCCUCCCUGCCGAGGGGUGUUAUUCAUGCCACCCCGAGGAGCUGCUGCUGUCCUGUGGGCCCGCCCUAGACAGCGGGGCAGCCCGUCAUUGCUCCCCUGGGUGGAAGUGGGGCUUAAAGCCAGUCUAGUUGUUAGGGUCUGGUGGGGAGAGCCCCUGCAAGCCCCUGACCUGUGUGGGGAGCCCCACUGCCAGCCACUCCAUGGGUGCACAGGCACCAUAGGGAUGACCCUGGUAUAAACUGCUACAGGGACAGAACCAGUGACACGUGCCCAGCUCCUGGGUGACUCCAGCUGCCAAACCCAUGGAGAAGGGAGAGCAGCAGUGAGGGCAGCAUCCCAGCCUGGUCCCCAACGAUGGGGACAGCUUCCUCUCUGGUGAGCCCAGCGGGCACCGGAGGGGAAGUGAUCGAGGACGCCUAUGGAGGAGGUGGCGGCGAAGCCUGUGAGAUCCCAGUGGAGGUGAAGCCCAAAGCUCGCCUGCUGCGCAGCUCUUUCCGCCGGGUGGGUGCUUCGCGGCCUGGAGGCCUCAUUGGGGCUAGUUUCAAAUCCACUGCCUCGGUACAGGAGUUGGAGUGCAUGGCUGAGUAUGAGCGUCUGAAGAAAGAAUACGAGAUCUUUCGUGUCAGCAAGAACAACGAGGUGGCCUCUAUGGUCAAGAAAGAAGCCAAGCUGGACCUGGAGAACAAGAGACUCCGCGCAGAGCUCCAGGCUCUUCAGAAAACUUAUCAGAAAAUACUUAGAGAGAAAGAAAGUGCUUUAGAAGCCAAAUAUCAAGCCAUGGAGAGAGCUGCUACAUUUGAACAUGACCGAGACAAAGUCAAGAGACAGUUCAAGAUUUUCAGGGAAACUAAGGAAAAUGAGAUUCAGGAUUUACUGAGGGCCAAACGAGAGCUGGAGACAAAACUUCAGAGACUGCAAGCCCAGGGGAUCCAAGUUUUUGAUCCUGAAGAGUCUGAUUCAGAUGACAAUUGCACAGAAGUUACUGCUACUGGAGCCCAAUCUGAAUAUUGGACUGGUGGAGUGUUGGGAAGUGAGCCAUCUAUGGGUAGUAUGAUGCAACUUCAGCAGUCUUUCAGAGGGCCUGAGUUUGCUCAUAGUUCCAUAGAUGUGGAAGGACCAUUUGCGAACAUAAACAGAGAUGACUGGGAUGCUGCUAUUGCCAGUUUAUUGCAGGUCACUCCACUGUUUUCCCACUCUCUGUGGAGUAACACAGUAAGGUGCUAUCUCAUUAAUACAGAUGAGACUCAACCUGAAGUAGACAUCUUCAUUAGGAACUACUCACCAAAACUUCAAAGAAUAUGUGAAACAAUGGGGUACUUCUUUCAAGUUGUUCAUUUUCCAGUAGAAAAUGGAAAUCAUUUCCAGGCUGUGAGAAAAUGGGAAAUUGAGAAAAGUUCCUUAGUCAUUUUGUUCAUACAUUUAACUUUGCCAAGCUGUUUGCUGGAGGACUGUGAAGAAGCUUUAUUGAAAAAUCCUGAAGGAAAGCCCCGGCUGAUUUACCGCAGAAUAGAAGAUGGCAAAGUCAGUUCAGACCCUGUGCAGCAGUUAACUGAGCAAGUUUGUUAUGUGAACAAAGCAAAGCUCAUUGAUCACAUGGGAGGAGUGGAAGAAGGAGCGUAUGAAACUUAUAAUUGUGUGGAAAAGAUCAUUAAACAGGAUAUAUUUGGCUGUGAAAGCACAGAAGUAGAAAGCAAGGAUUUGGGUAAUAAAGAGGAAUCCACUGCACCCGAAGAGGAAGUUUUUGGAGAUGUACUGUGGGAUGCACAUGAUGAACAAGAACAGAUGGAAGCUUUCCAGCAGGCUUCUAACUCAACAUGUGAACUAGGAUUUGAGAAAUACUAUGAACGUCUAAAUGAUCUAGUGGCAGCACCAGCACCCAUCCCACCUCUUCUUGUGUCUGGAGGACCAGGCUCUGGCAAAUCUCUUCUCCUGUCAAAAUGGAUUCAACUGCAACAGAAGCAUUCACCAAACACACUAAUUCUCUAUCACUUUGUUGGGAGGCCCAUGUCUGCCAGUUCAGAAUCUGCACUAAUAAUUAAACGGCUUACUUUAAAGCUCAUGCAGCAUUCUUGGUUAGUGUCACCUUUAACAUUGGAUCCAGCUAAGCUCUUGGAAGAAUUUCCUCGUUGGCUGGAAAAACUUUCUGCUCGUCACCAAGGCAGCAUUAUCAUAAUUAUUGACUCUAUAGACCAAAUACAGCAAGCUGAAAAACAUAUGAAAUGGCUGAUAGAUCCCCUGCCAGUGAAUGUAAGGGUGAUUGUAUCUGUGAACGUGGAAACAUGUCCUCAGGCCUGGAGGUUGUGGCCAACUCUUCAUCUUGAACCAUUGAAUUCUAAAGAUGUGAAAUGUCUCAUUAGUGCAGAAUGUAGCUGUGCAGAUGUUAAAUUGACCAAAGAACAGGAGAAGAAACUUGAGAAACACUGUCGUUCUGCCACAACUUGCAAUGCUUUGUAUGUCACUCUUUUGGGCAAAAUGAUUGCUUGUGCUGGAAGUGCAGGAAAUAUUGAUGAAAUCCUUCAACAGUGUUUCCAGUGUCAAGAUACAGGAUCACUGUACGGACUUGUUCUGAGAUCAGUUCAGGAAUCCAUGCUGAACGAUAAAGACAAACACCUUAUGAGAGAGGUUCUCUGUCUCAUCAGUGUUAGCCACAAUGGAGUGAGUGAAUCAGAGCUGAUGGAACUUUAUCCCGAACUAUCCUGUGCCGUAUUAGCCUCUCUAGUUCACAGUCUGCACAAGAUGUGUAUGCUGACAUAUGGCUGUGGUCUGCUAAAGUUUCAGCACCUCCAGGCUUGGGAAACGGUGGGACUAGAAUACAUGGAAGAAGGUCAAAAUAUUAUUUCUACUUACAGAGAAAAACUAAUAGACUACUUCACCAUGCAGUUAAGUCAAGGCAGAGUGACUUGGAGAAGUGCAGAUGAACUUCCUUGGCUUUUCCAACAACAAGGCAACAAGCAGAAACUACACAAGUGUCUCCUGAACCUCUUUGUAUCUCAGAAUCUUUACAAAAGGGGGCAUUUUGCAGAAUUACUGAGUUACUGGCAGCUUGUCGGAAAAGAUAAGAGUUCAAUGGCAGCCGAGUAUUUUGACUCUCUAAAGCAAUAUGAGAAAAGCUGCGAGGGAGAGGAAAGUAUGAUCUGUCUGGCUGAUCUUUAUGAAACUCUGGGACGAUUCUUAAAAGAUCUAGGCCUUCUCAGCCAGGCAGUUGCUCCUCUGCAGCGUUCUCUGGAAAUUCGGGAGACUGCACUGGAUCCAGAUCACCCCAGGGUAGCACAGUCCCUCCAUCAGUUAGCAGGAGUUUAUGUGCAGUGGAAGAAGUUUGGAAAUGCUGAGCAGUUAUAUAAGCAGGCUCUGGAAAUCUCUGAAAAUGCUUAUGGGGCUGAACAUCCCAGGGUUGCUCGUGAACUGGAUGCACUUGCAACAUUAUACCAGAAACAGAACAAAUAUGAACAAGCUGAACAGCUGAGGAAAAAAUCCUUUAAAAUGCGACAAAAAGCAGCAAGGCGGAAAGGCAAUUUGUUUGGAUUUGCUCUUCUACGUCAACGAGCCUUGCAGCUGGAAGAGCUCACGUUAGGCAAAGACACACCAGAUAAUGCUCGAACCCUCAAUGAGCUUGGAGUUCUCUAUUAUCUGCAGAAUAACAUUGAGUAAGUAAUGUUUAUGUCACACAGUCAUAGAUUCCCUCUCUUUUUCUUCUAUCUAAUGAGACACAUUAUAUGGAACCUCAUGAAAAAUUCUCAGUGAUAAGUCUAAACGCUCUCAAAUACUAAAUACAGUGCAAUUUCCAAUUUCUUUUAGUUUUCUAUUAUAAAAUUAACUCAUAGUAUCUGAAGUCUGCUGUAGAGUGAGUGUCAUUGGCAUCUGGAUAUUUACCACAUCACUGCAUUUCCUAUUUUAGAACUGAUGUACUACUACAUUAAAUUUAACUAUCACUAGUUGUAAAUGUAUGGGGUAUUUUUAUGUCCUCUCUACCAUGGUUCUCUGUUACAUCAGACUCCUUUAUAAAAUUCUCAUUCUAACAGCAAGGUUUUUUUUCUUUUAUAGCAUUCAAAAUGCCAGUACUACAAGGAAAGUAAUGAAUUGUACAUAUAUAUUAUAGGUGAGAUCCUUGCCCCUGCUCUGAUUCCUUUAUGAUGUGCAAAAGGACCAGAGCAGCAUAAAAAGGCACCAAAAGCCACAUAACUGGCCAGGGGAGAAUUCCCCUUGCACAAGAAAGGCAGAAGACAUCUAUGAAACUGUCUCCCAAGGACCGCCUCGCAAGCCCCAGUUUAGAGGGUGUGAUGCGUCAGGGCCACAGCCCUGCAAGCUCAGCCCACAGGGCAACCUGCAGAUGUUCUUUAACGUAGGCCCCCCCUGAGCUGUGUAAGUUACAUUGAGAGCCUCUCAGACACCUGAAGCAGCCCUGAAUUGGGAGAAUGCCUUAAAGCCACCUUAACUCCUAUUAUUUUUUUGCUGUGCCUCUUAGAAGUGCAACACAGAAUUUUCCCUCAGGUCUUUAAGUCCUUUUAGAUUUUUUUUUUUUUUUGUAUCUGAAUGUCAGGAUCUCAGUGGCAGAAUAAAGAAGUUAAAAUAUGUUGUGGUUUAGAGUGUUUACAUUAAUAGCCACUAGUUAGUGCAAAAUCCUAGUAAUUAGGAUUGUAACAGUUGAUGAAUGUAUGUUAUUUCUUGUUUCACCUGUCAUGCAAUCAGGCCAAAGUCACUGAUGAUAAAUGACUGAUAUCUGUAAAAUCUGCCAUGUGAGAUCAUUGUAUACGCCACAGUCUGUCAGUUCAUCCACAAUUUUUUCAGAUGCUUCCUAUUUCCUGUAGCUCUUUCCCCCCUGAAUUUAAUUGGUGAGGAAAAUGGCACACUGUCUUCUAGUAAAGAUGAAAGUUUAUUGCCUUUUGAAACAGAGUACUGUGCUGUAGUUCUGAAUCAACCGUUAAAGGGGCUUUUUUGAUAGUUUGAUGCAGCUGAAGAGAAUCAAUGAUAGAAGGGAAUUUGUUUGUAUCAACUGAUAAAUGUAAGCCUGAUCUGUAGCCGUUAUGUAGGGAGCACUCCUUUGGCUCCCACAAGGCGACUCCAGGCUUGAACCCAUCUUUUGUGUAUUUAUGAGUCCUUCUCUCCAUCUAAUGUGAAACGGAUAUUUCUAAUUUACUAAACUGACCUGUCUCAAGAAUAGGGUGACAUGGAAUGUGUGUGUGUCAGGAUGACAAACUACCUAGCUGUAAUGGAUAUUGCAUGCAGGGAUUCUAUGGGGAAUCACUUUCUUUUUGUCACAGAGGGAAAAUAGUAAAUGUGUGAUGGAAUAAUACCACAAUAAUGUAAUAAAAUACAUAACCGUCUGAUAGGCUAGACACUUGAACAAUUACUUCAGAGAAAGCCUUAGGAUAGAUCUUAAUGUGUAAAUUAUAGCAGCUGAGCCUAUUGUAUACAAACCUAUUUCUUUUACAGUCUUUACAAUUGUUUGCAAAGGGAAUUCUAACUGCUACUUUCUGAAUUUUUACAUAGUUCCAGAGUUGUUUUACCUGAUCCUGCUACUUGUUUCAUGAAUGUUUACUCCUGGGAGGAGUUACAUUGAAGCCAGGGGGAUUACUCGCAUGAGUAAGGGUUACUUGUAUAAAAAAGGGUACAGAUCAGACUCAAAAGGAAUAUUCACAAGAUAAUGCAAUAUAAGAAAAAAAAUCUACCCAACUGACCUAAAGUGCUAGCUUUUGGGCAGCUAGUAUUAGUGUUCUGAGAUUGUAUUUGAUGCUCUAGUUAACUCUAUAAUUACAUUCUUUCAAUUAGACAGCAUACUGUUACCUGUUGUCUGUCUUUUGUGUUUGGAUAUACA
Messenger RNA from Trachemys scripta elegans, 5893 nucleotides. RefSeq names its product nephrocystin 3 (gene NPHP3). The coding region runs from base 436 to 3729 and encodes 1097 amino acids. Gene Ontology annotation, molecular function: protein binding. The transcript is spliced from 23 exons. The record is from RefSeq and is a predicted model, not a curated record. NCBI's taxonomy places the organism in Eukaryota, Metazoa, Chordata, Testudines, Emydidae.